GUUUGUUUAGUUUAAUGAUUUUCCAUUACUAUUCUUAGGUGCAUGCUAAUUCACUUUAUUUCGAAAUGUUCAUUUCCGGAUAAGUUUAGAUUAUGGAUUUUUUGUUUACUUUUGGAUUAGAAUAAUAGUGCAUGCAUGUAUCAUGUAUAUUUAUGUUUAUGCCUAACCUUUUUUAGUUUGAUCAUCUUGUUUUUUUUUAUUAUUAUUAUUAUUAUUAUCUUUCUGGGGUUCUAUAAAUUUUCUGGUGUUUCUACCUGAAAAGAAAUGCUAGCUUUGUCGCAUAGUUUUCUUCUACUAUAUCCGUUUUCUCAUUAUUCAACAAUAAUUUGAGUGUUUUUUAUAUUUUUAUUUUUCUGUAAGAUCUUAAUCAAUCACCAUGGUCUUUGUCUUAUUGCUGUUCUGUUGAAACUAGAAAGUGCCAUCAACAUAUGAGAUCUUUACACACUACAAUAUGUUCUUCAUUAUUAUCUGCUAUAAGCUUCAUAAUAUGCAACGGUGUUUCUACUAUAGUUCCUUGAACCAAUUGAUCAGUUAACUUAAUUUGCAGAAGGAAUUGGAUUUGGAUGGUGGUUAAGAAGUAAUAUUGAUCUGUCAUCACUUUCUUCUUCUGUGGGGUGCGGCGAAACGAUGCCAAGCAAGCAAUGGUUUGCACUGUCAAUGAUUUACAACAAUGGAAGGAUUUCCCAAAGGGACUCAAGGUUCUUCUCCUUGAAGGAGACGCCGCUUCCGCGGCCGAGAUAAAACCAAAGCUUGAAGCCAUGGACUAUAAUGUUUCUGCUUUCUGCGACGAGAAUGAAGCCUUAUCAGCGAUCUCAAGUAGAUCCGAAAGCUUCCACAUUGCCAUAGUGGAGGUGAAUAUAAACAGCGGCCAAGGAGGUUUCAAAUUUCUUGAGAAUGCCAAGGAUUUGCCAACCAUUAUGACUUCAAACGAUCAUUGCCUGAGCACCAUGAUGAAAUGCAUAGCGCUCGGUGCAGUUGAGUUCCUUCACAAACCUCUCUCCGAGGAGAAGCUUCGAAAUAUAUGGCAGCAUGUGGUUCACAAGGCAUUCAAUGCUAGUGCAAGUGUUAUGUCCGAAUCGCUAAAACCGGUCAAAGAAUCUGUAGUAUCCAUGUUGCAGCUCCAAACAGACAAUGAACAACAAGAAAGUACAUAUACUGAUGAUGAUCCUGAUCCUGGAAGCGAUAAGUAUCCGGCUCCAUCGACCCCCCAAUUGAAUCAGGGAUCGAGAUUGAUGGACGAUGGCGAUUGUCAAGAGCAGACUAAUUGCUCAACAGAAAAGGAGAGUGGGGAACAUGAUGGAGAAGGAGAAUCGAAAUCCGUCGAAACUACAUGUGGAAAUUUGAAUUUUGAAAGUAAUAAUACUAAUGAACCAAUGAACACUGAAAAGACUUUGGUCAAGAAUUUAAGGGAAGAUUCUAGAGAUGGGAACCAUGAUAGUUCUGUUUAUAAGCAUACAAAUGAUAAGGUUCUUAGCAGCGAUGAUGGUAAUACAAAGUCUUCAAAUAAAGUGGAUUCAUGCACGUUAAAAGCUCAUCGGAAGAAGAUGAAAGUAGACUGGACACCCGAGCUGCACAAAAAAUUUGUGAAAGCGGUGGAACAACUAGGCCUUGACCAGGCCAUUCCAUCUCGAAUAUUGGAUCUAAUGAAAGUGGAGGGAUUGACAAGGCAUAAUGUUGCAAGCCAUCUUCAGAAAUAUAGAAUGCAUAAGAGACAAAUAUUGCCCAAGGAAGAAGGUAGGAAAUGGCUGAAUCAAAGGGAUCAAAUGCAAAGGAGCUAUUGUCUUCAACAACGACCAAUAAUGGCGUUUCCACCACCGAAUCAUUCCAAUCACACCCUUUCGCCAGCUCCUAUAUAUCCCAUGUGGAGGCAAUCCGGCGGUCAAGCAGCAGCUAUGCCGGUCUGGGGCCCUCCCGGUUAUCCUCUGUGGCAUCCUACAGAAAGCUGGCACUGGAAGCCGCUUCCCGGGUUGCAGAUGCAUGCGGAUGCAUGGGGCUGCCCGGUUCUGCCACCUCCUCAGGCUCCUCUUCCUUGCUUUUCCUACCCUUUGAAUGUCCCCGGCAUGCACCAUACUAGUGCUGUGGAUUACAAGUCUAUCAUGCCACAGAGUUCCCUUGAUCUUCAUCUGGCCGAGGAGGUUGUUGACAAGGUAGUGAAAGAAGCAAUAAGCAAGCCAUGGCUACCAUUACCCUUAGGCCUCAAGCCUCCUUCCACAGAUAGUGUGCUGGCCGAGCUUUCGCGAAAAGGCAUAUCGACCUUCCCUCCAUGUAGCAAGGGGUCCUAAUCCAUGCUGCGCCAUGUGACGGCGGCGGCUAGCCACUCUUAGCUGGAGCACUAAUUCCUGAUGCCGACCAACUCCACAUGGAUGGUCCAUUUGUAAUUAAUUUUGGUUUUCUCAGCUAUAUUGGCUAGGAGUUGGACUUGAUAUGUAGUGGACUAGUGGUAAAUGUGGGACUUGGGGACCAUUUUGUUUGUUUUUUCUUCUUUUUUCCCCGCUAAUUUUAUCCCCAUAUCACACCACCCAAACCACUCUUGCUGAGGGCCUCUCCUAUGCUACUACUGUUGAGUGUUUAUGUCAGGCCAUAAUGUAUAUUAUGUUGAUGCACAUGCAACAACAAAAUAGACAUUGUUCUUAAUCUCUUAAUCUUAGAGAGACAUGAUAUUUGUACAUCCAAAAGUAGGGUAGGGUGUCCGAGACACCUUAUCGUCCAAUAAUCCAAAGAUGAAAAAUAAGUUUUAUUAGGUGUUAAA
Molecule: messenger RNA, 2749 nt
Organism: Arachis ipaensis
Lineage: Eukaryota; Viridiplantae; Streptophyta; Magnoliopsida; Fabales; Fabaceae
Product: two-component response regulator-like APRR2
Biological process (GO): positive regulation of DNA-templated transcription; phosphorelay signal transduction system
Cellular component (GO): nucleus
Molecular function (GO): transcription cis-regulatory region binding; DNA-binding transcription factor activity
Source: RefSeq, a predicted model, not a curated record